This is a messenger RNA of Chelmon rostratus (copperband butterflyfish), 804 nucleotides long. RefSeq names its product butyrophilin subfamily 2 member A1-like. The record is from RefSeq and is a predicted model, not a curated record. The transcript is spliced from 4 exons. Bases 1 to 804 code for a protein of 267 amino acids. NCBI's taxonomy places the organism in Eukaryota, Metazoa, Chordata, Actinopteri, Chaetodontiformes, Chaetodontidae.
AUGGUUCACAUUCAGGAUGGACUUGUCAGAGCCAUGAGUGGUUUGGCUGCCUUCGUCCUCCUAACACACUUCUGUGGAGGUCAUUCGCAGCAGAUUGAUCCACCUCAGCCAGUCAUGGUUAUGGUCGGCCAUGACGUUGUUUUGCCGUGUCAGCUGGAGCCUCCUGUGGAUGCUGCUUCCUUGACAAUGGAGUGGGGGAGGGCCGACCUGGACCCCAGAUUUGUCUAUGUGUGGCAUGGCGGUCAGGAACUAAAAUACCAAAACAAGUCCUUCAAGGGAAGAGCAUCAUUGUCCAUCAACAAGCUGAAGCAUGGAGACCUUUCACUGACACUCUCCGAAGUGAACGUCUCUGAUAACGGGACGUACAGAUGCUACAUUCCAAAACGGCAGGAAGAAUAUUUUGUUGAGCUUCUCGUCGGUGCUGUCUCCUCACCUGCUAUCAGCUUAGCAGGCGUCCAUCAGGACGGCAGUGGAGUGCUGUUAGACUGUAGGUCUGAAGGCUGGUAUCCACUGCCUGAGGUGUUGUGGCUGGACUCUGAAGGAAACCUCCUCCCUGCUGGACCUGCAGAGGCAGUCAGAGGUCCUGAUGGUCUCUAUACUGUCAGCAGCAGAGUGACUGUGGAGAAGAGACACAGCAACAGCUUCACCUGCAGAGUCCACCAGAAGAACAUCAACCAGACCACAGAGACACACAUCCACGUUCCAGUGAAUUUGAAGAUGACCAGGAACAUGCACCACAAAGAGCUCCAGACGAAGCACUACAGGGAGCUGCUGGAGCAGCCCAAGAGCCAGCCACUGGAAUAG